GAAGAAGAAGACUGGGCGUUCGCUCCUUGUUGGAUUCUUUCACUGUUCAGUGGUUGCAUUACAUCAAGUUAGCUAAACCAACGAUUGAGUUUAAGUAAUUGCGUCGUUAACUAACAGCGGAGCUGCACUUCUGCACACCUUUGAGCAGCAGGAUGAUGCAGGCAGGAGUCUGUCUGAGACCGGACACUGAGACAACACUACCAGAGCUCACUGAGCAGCACAGGAUCAGACUGAAGGAAGAGGAACUCAGUGGACUGGAGACAGAGACAGAGUGUGCUGCACCAGGACUCAACACACUGGAGCCAGAGUGUGUUACAGCACACAGCGGGGUCAGUGAUGGACACCACACACACACAUCAGUGAUAAAAACAGAAGCUGAUCUGGGCUCCACCCACACUGGGGAUCUUAUUAAGACGGAGAGCCCUGAAAGGACAGAGCUGGGAUAUGUGACCCAUCUGCAUCCUGACCAAAUCAAAACAGAGGCUGAAGAUGGAGGAUACCUUCAGGCAGAACACAUCAGUGACCUGCAUGUUAUUGAAUGUGUUGAUGAAGUGAAGUGUGAAUCCAGUGAAGGUUUAGUGAGUGAUCUCAUGAACACUGUGAUGGAUGGAGCUGGUGUUGACCACAAUGACCAGACUGAACCACGGUGCUGUGCAGGAGAGACAAACCCAAACUGUAAGAAAGAAGAAAUUCGUGAUCUGCCGACCCAGUGUGAGGGCCUACUACAUACCUGUGACGUAAACAAUGAAUAUAAUCAGAACAGCAUUGUCCAGAGAGGUACAAGCAGUAGCAAAAACCAUAUUCAGUGUCAGAGAAGGAAUGUGAGAAUUUUACCCAAGUUAGGUGAUUCAAGUAAAAAUCCAGGGUUUUUUAAUUUAACUCAAAACAAGACAAUUCCUCGUAACAAGGGGGAAAAUCAAACCCCUGAAAAGCCUUACCAGUGUACACAGUGUGGGAGGUGCUUUUCCCAAAUGUGCCAUCUAAAUAGGCACCAAAGAAUUCAUACAGGCGAAAGGCCCUACAAAUGUCCUCAGUGUGGGAAGUGUUUUGCCCAAUCAAGUGCUUUAAAUUGCCACAAGAUGAUUCAUACAGGUGAAAAGCCAUACAAGUGUACAGUGUGUGAGAAGUGUUUCAAUACAAAUACUGCUUUAAAUAUACACCUGAGAAUUCAUACAGGUGAAAAGCCGUACAAGUGUACACAGUGCGAGAAGUGUUUUAGUACACAUUCCACUUUAAAUAUACACCAGAGAAUUCAUACAGGUGAAAAGCCCUACUGCUGUCCACAGUGUGGGAAGUGCUUUUCCACAAUAUCACAUUUAAAUAGCCACCAUAGAAUGCAUACUGGUGAAAAGCCCUACAAAUGCAUUGAGUGUGGGAAGUGUUUUAGUUCAAAUUCUGCUUUAAAUGUACACUUGAGAAUUCAUACAGGUGAAAAGCCCUAUAAUUGCACACAGUGUGGGAAGUGCUUUUCACAUAUAAGUGCUUUAAAUUGCCACAAGAUGGUUCAUACGGGUGAAAAGCCCUACAAAUGUCUGCAGUGUGGGAAGUGCUUUUCCAAAACAUCUCAUUUAAGUUGCCACCAGAGAAUUCAUACAGGUGAAAAGCCAUACAAAUGUAUCGAAUGUGGGAAGUGUUUUGGUACAAAUUCUUCCUUAAAAAUACACAUGAGAAUUCAUGCAGGUGAAAUGCCAUACACCGGUUCAGUGUGACCAGUGUUUUAGUACACAUCUUAUCCAGCUGAGAAUUCAUACUGGUGAGAGGCUGGUCGAGUGCACACAGGGCUAUAAGCUUUUUAAAAAAAGGACUGUUCUACUUUAAACUGAGAACUUAAACAGGGGAAAAGCUGUACAAAUGUCCACAGUCUGGGAGGUAUUUUGAGACGGUCAGUGUAGACGGCACAAUUCCAUUCCUCUAAAUUGCCAGAAGAUGAUUCGAACAAGUGAAAAGCCACUCAAUUGUCCUCCAUCUACACAAAAGUGGGUUGUGUGUACCCCGAGAUCUCAUUUAGUGCCACUGUUGUUCGGCCUGUUGACAAGCACCCCCUGCCUAGCGUCAUCUGCAACUAGCUCGGCACAUUGGACAACAGCAUCUAUCUGUCAUAACGACAUUCUUUCACCGCCAUUUCCAUCCCAGCAACAGGAUAAAGUAAAGCGGAAUCCACACGUAGCCUGAAGGUGUGUCAGCACAGUGGUGAAAAAUCUUACUCAAUCCAGCACCAUCCAAUCUGCAACUGAAUAUGAAAUCUUCCCAUUGGUUCUAUGUGUAGAGAUGUCCCUUUCAAGGAUCAGUCAUCCUUUAUCGUCUUGGAACAAUCCAUUUGAGAAGUGAACCUGCAAAUUCAUGCCAUUCUCUUCAAUUUCAGUGCAAUGAAUUUUGUAUAGAUUAAAUCAGCGUGACAUCACAACAGCAAAUAACUUGCUUCCGGGUGGAUAGCGGCUCUGGCUCUGGCUCUGCUGCCUACUGAUGUUGAGGAAUAUGAACGGCAGGCAGUGUUUUCUGUGUCAUUUAACCAUGUCAAUGUGGGCGGCCCAUAGCGUAGUGGUUAAGGUGAAUGACUGGGACACACAAGGUGGUGCUAAUCCCGGGGUAGCCACAAUAAGAUCCGCACAGCUGUUGGGCAAGGCCCUUCACCCUGCAUUGCUCCAGGGGAGGGUUGUCUCCUGCUCAGUCCAAACAAUUGUACGUCACUCUGGAUAUCAAUAACAUGAAUAACCAGUGCAAACUGGCUAGCUAGAAUUAUUGGAAAUCGUAUUACUGUAACGUUACCACCAAAACUAGUUUGCUCGCUAACUAGUUUUACAACUGGCAAGGUCGGAUUUAACGUUUCAUGUUUUAUCAUCCCAGUGUUUCUCUGUACGGUUGCCGUUGAGCAUCUGGUGUUUAUUAGCUAACAUUAGCUGCCAACAACGUUUGAGAAGGACAUGAGCAAUGCAAUCAGUAGUUCUGGUUUUGUUUUUCCUCCCAUGUUUCUGACACUUUGAAACUUAUAUUGGGCGUCUCUGUGUCGCUGUCAUUGACUGCCAAGCAGCUGGGAAACCUGAGGCCGCCCUGUAAACGGACUGUAGGAUCUGGGUUAUCCUCCUUUUUAAGAAUCGGAAAAAGCCCAAUCCACGGUGUGCCCGAUUACAUUUGGCAUUACAGUCCAAAACGCAACACGAUUUCGGCAUCUACUAGCUAACUGCUUCUACACAGCUCUGGUUCCUUCGAUUUUUAAGUUACAUUACUUCGUUCCGCGGCUGAGUGGCCACCUGGAAGUAUCUUAGCGACCUUUGUUCAGAAACAUUCAGAUUUAAUCUAUUGCACUUUUUAUAGAAGACUGUCACAAAGACACUUUACAGAAGUUGCAGAAGGGCAAACACCAAGCCUGAACCCCCAAAUUGAAAGCACUUAAGAUAAAAAAAAAUGCUCUGCUGGCUGGCAGGGUGAGUCUGAAGGCAUGAAUUCUGGGUACAUACCAAUGCGAACAGGGCGAAGAUGUACGCAUAACCUCUUGUAAUACUUAAAUUAUUUAUUUUGUGUCAUAGUUUUGAUUUUGUUAUAUCUGCAUUGGCUGUAAUGUACAACUGCUAGCCUUUGCUAAUAAUGCUAGUUUGUAUUGGGGGGGGUACCAGCAGGUGUUGGUACAGGAGCACUGUAGCAUACCCAGGGCAGCAGUAGUGAGCAUCCUGGCUCAUAAUGGCAUGCUUUGUUACAAUGUAUGGCACUCACAAUUAAAUUGAGCAUGAAAAUCCUCUUGCAACAAAGAAUUGCAUACUUUAGUGUACAGAAAACUGCUGCCAAAGCACUCCAACCGUAUAGCCAGAAAGUGGACUCGUAUGAAAGUUGACUGGUGGUCAUGGUAGAAUGCAACCUUUAUUUUUUUUUGUUUUUGUUUUAAUAAAGCAACCUGCUUCAUAUCAGCUUUGAAAUUCAUGGUUGCGAUCUUGGAGCAUAAUUCGUGUUCUAUAGAUGACAUCAAUUAUUAUAAUUUUUUUUUGUAGUGCAAUUUACUUUUUCCUUCUGUUAAUCCUUUGUGGUCAUAUUUUUAAAAACAGCACAACGACUGGGAUGGAAUUUUACUUUUAGAACUGUGCUCUUUAAAACAUGUAAUUUUCAUUCAUUGUUAAUGUAAAAUAUAAUUCCUUUUUGAAGGGUGAUAUUUUGUGAUGAAAUUGUUUAGAAAAAGGAACGAUGUGAAUUAUUUUGAUGUAAUGUAGAAAGAAACACUGUUUAUUGCAAACUUGUAUUAUGAAAAUGAACUUUAGAGAAUGGGCCUUUUCAGUUAUUGUAGAGGCCUUAAUGAGCAUGUCCGCUAAAGCUGAUCAUUCAACCUCAGACAGUAUGUUUAAUCAGGUAUACAGUUCAGGAUCUUUGUCUUACUCUAUUUUUCAAUGUGUUCAAGAAUUGUGUAUGAAAUACAGUUCACUUUGUCAUUGCUU
Molecule: messenger RNA, 4418 nt
Organism: Conger conger (European conger)
Lineage: Eukaryota; Metazoa; Chordata; Actinopteri; Anguilliformes; Congridae
Product: zinc finger protein 501-like
Exons: 2
Coding region: 153-1709 (518 amino acids)
Biological process (GO): regulation of cytokine production; regulation of immune system process; negative regulation of transcription by RNA polymerase II
Source: RefSeq, a predicted model, not a curated record